Messenger RNA from Dermacentor silvarum, 1962 nucleotides. Its product is annotated as nose resistant to fluoxetine protein 6-like. Gene Ontology annotation, molecular function: acyltransferase activity, transferring groups other than amino-acyl groups. The record is from RefSeq and is a predicted model, not a curated record. The transcript has 13 exons. Bases 294 to 1802 code for a protein of 502 amino acids. Lineage: Eukaryota; Metazoa; Arthropoda; Arachnida; Ixodida; Ixodidae.
CAUCAGGAAGCGACGGAAAAGCUAGAAAGCCAGGCGUGCGCAAGCAGCCAGGCGCGCCCCGCGCAACCGCUGCCACCGUUCGCCGGAGAUGCUACGGGACUCUUUGUUCCCUUAGGCCUGUCACGAAGUCAGCAGCCAAUCUGGAACAGAAUUUACAGCAAAACAUAGUAGGACACUGGAAGUACGUAACGACGCCACCACGUGGCCCAUGUCAAAAUACACUGGCUUUGGUUCUUCGUUAAUAUCGACUUUUUCGGAGAUUCCUGUCGUCGGCUUGUAGAGAAGCCACUGUGAUGGUUUCGCUGACGAGUGUGCAUUCGUCACCAGCCACAUCGCUCUUUGUAGUGGCGGUAUUUCUGUGCGCAUGUGCGACGACGCCUUGCCUCGGAGGCGACGAAGCCAAUGCGAGUUCCCCGGAGACGGGGCGGUCCGAGGCGAGCUACGUGCAGAUGCUAAAGGAGUGGAUCGGCAACGCCAUGGACCGGGUGCCGCCUACGCUCAUGCGCAAGCUCCUGCAAGCGGACGUGUCGACUGAAUGCAGCCUAGGUCUUCUCAAGAUGAUGCGAGGAGUCCGCAAUCUGGAACCGUGGGCGCUGCGACUGAUUGACGCGUCCGGCAAGUACCCGACCGGAGCCUUCCAGAUGUCACGAGUUGAUCUGGGCGCCUUCGACGAAUGCGUAGAGACCGUGCUCUUCGACGACUACGGCAAUGAGAUGGCGCGCGGUCAGUACUGCAACCUGAUAGUUCACCCUGGCAACAAAACGGACCUGGACGACCUCAUCUCCUCGGCCAUGCGGUUUACGCAUCCACGGCUCGGAAAAUUCCGAAACAGCGUUUACGAACUGAGGAUCCCGCUGCUCUACCUGGGCGUAUGCACGCUCAACAACUGCAACCAGAAGGAGCUUCAGGAGCUGAUCAGAGCAGUGCUUCCUCCUUCAAUGGAUGUCACGAUAUCGAAUUGCGUAACGUCUUUGCCUCCCACCUUGACAAAAGGGCAGAUUGCUAUUUUAUCGUUUCUUGGCAUUUUGGUGCUGUUGCUUGUGGUUGGAACACUUCUGGAUAUAUGCAUCCCUGCAGGACAGGAUAUUAAAGGAAAGAACGAGAACUCACUUCUGUCUGCUUUGAAGUCAUUUUCUGUAGCGUCGAAUACGAACAUGAUGCUUCAUGUCGCUAAAGACAAGAACUCCGAGGCCUACAGGAUGCGCUUUCUACACGGCAUCCGCUUCUUCAGUAUCGUCUGGGUUAUAGCAGGACACAGCUAUGGUGCGACUUCGCAUGUGUGGUCACGCAUGGCGAACUUGGUUAAAUAUGCUGAUGAAUGGCACAGCAUGAUUGCAACAGCCGGAUUUAUAAGCGUCGACAGUUUCUUCUUUCUCAGUGGAUUUCUUCUAGCUGCAAUAGUAUGCAAGCAGAAACGGACUGGAAUCGUCAUAUUCCUGUUUGCUGUAAUUCGAAGAUUGAUCAGAACCAUGGCUCCGGUAUUCUUUUUCCUCAUGUGCCUAUACCUACUACCACUCAUUACGUCCGGACCGAACGCCCAAACUUACUUUCAAAGUGUUCACGAAGACUUCCGGAGCCAGUGGCUGUUUCUGCUGCUACAAGUGCAAAACUACUGCUUCGACAUCAACCCUGACAUCCGAAUGUUUCCCCACCUGUGGUACCUAUCCUUAGACUUCCAAUUCUUCCUCCUGAGCCUGCCGAUACUUCUGCUGCUGAAGAAUCGUCCUAAGAUUGCUGUCGCUAUAUUUGGACUGCUAUCAGUUGGUAGGGUGUUCCAUUGCAACGUGGCAAGUGGCCGGUAACGACAUGACACCUUUCGUCGUCGUGGUGACCGAGUCGGUAUCAACAUUUCUGAGGACUGGUUACCGCUACUACUUCUACCCCUUCUACCAUGCCGUCUGCUAUUUUUCGGGGUCAAUAACAUUUUUCUUGGUUGCUUGGUUCAGGGAGAGAAAGAUACCU